Botrytis fragariae is the source of this 753-nucleotide messenger RNA. RefSeq lists its product as uncharacterized. The record is from RefSeq and is a predicted model, not a curated record. The coding region runs from base 1 to 753 and encodes 250 amino acids. The transcript is spliced from 2 exons. NCBI's taxonomy places the organism in Eukaryota, Fungi, Ascomycota, Leotiomycetes, Helotiales, Sclerotiniaceae.
AUGUCCCAAAAGAAGAACCAAGAACUUCCACCCACCAAGGCCCCUCUUCCCCCAUUUGGAGAGCCAGGGCACCAAGGAAAAUCCGCUCUCCUCCGCGAAAACUUUCUCUGCAACCUCGCAGAUGCGAUCGUUCCUGCUGGUCUUUUCGGUGAUCACAAGAGACACCGCCGAGACAGCGCCUAUAGAGCUGGCGACUUCAAAAAGGCCGAUGUAGAGGCCCACGAUGAGGAGGAUGACUGGGUCAAUUUGACAGAUAAGACAGUCAAAUCUGGUCCUCUGCAGAUCACUCCCCGUGAUGCGAAAUCUGAAGAGCGUCGCCGCAGUCCCAGCAUGAGCAAAUCACCACCAACGAGUCCGGGCUUUAGCCAGGCUAAGCUCAGUGCGAGAUCAAUCCAGGAUGCCUUUGUUGCUUGGGCUAUCACUGGCGAUACCGAUCUGACUCCUGCCGUUGUUGGCCAGCCCGACAACUCCAAGUUCGUCCUUCGUCGCUACGAUAUCCGUGAUCCUACCAAGAUCGAAAAGAAGCGAAUCGAUUUGCACAUUGAUGAAUUCGACUGGAACAACAAGGAGCAUGUUGAUAGGUUGAAUAAGGCUCGUCGUCACUGGGAAAUCAACACUCUUGAGUCUAACCCUCAGACCAGUGGAAAGUCCCGUGUCACAAUCGAUGGAAGACGUUCGCCUGUCGACACCUCCGUCGGAAGCUGGUCACCUGGCGAUGAGGAGGAUGAUGAUGGAGACUUGAUUGAUUUCUAG